AUGGGCAAAGUACGUACAUCGUACACUGCCAAGGAAAAGCUUGCUGCUAUUUCCUAUGCAGAGGCACAUGGCAACAGAGCAGCCGGACGCGAGUUUGGCUGUAAUGAAGCCUGUGUUCGUCUGUGGCGCAAGCAGAAACCCAGUCUGCUUCGCCAGAAAAAAAACCAACGGGCUGAGCGAGGUCAGUCGGCCAAGUUCCCUCAACUAGAAAAGAGGCUGCUAGACUUCGUUAACGACCGACGCCGACAAGGAAUAUCCGUCUCAACCAUCGAACUGGGCUUUGAAGCCAAAAAACUUGCCAAAGGGAUAGAAGGGACAGAGACAUUCAAGGCCUCACCUGACGGGGGCAAGUUACCGCCUUACGUCGUCUUCAAGCGUAAGACCAUGCCCAAAGGCGUCAAGUGGCCGAAGGGAGUAGAAGUGCGGGUACAAGAGAAAGGCUGGAUGGACACGAACCUUGUCCGCGACUGGAUCAAGACCGUGUGGGGCCGUCGUCCAGGUGGUGUCUCCCGGCGUUCUUUACUUGUCCUCGACGCCUUCAGGGCACAUACGUCCGAUGACGUUAAGUCAAUGUUAACCGACUACAAGACAAAUCUGGCGGUUAUACCCGGUGGGAUGACUUGCAUGCUGCAGCCACUAGACGUCAGCAUCAACAAGCCAAUGAAGCAAAUGCUACAGAUGAAGUGGAACGAAUGGUACUGCAGCGGUCCACAGUCAUUUACUGCCGGGGGGCGACGAAGAAAGCCGGAACUUGAGGAGAUCUGCCAGUGGAUAGUCGACUGCUGGCAGCAACUAGAUCCUGCAAUCAUCCAGCGUGCAUUCAAGAAGUGCUGCAUCAGCAACCAUCUUGACGGCACAGAAGAUGACAUACUAUUCAAGGACCUAAUUAAAAGCCGAUCCCCAGUUCCUGACCUCGCCGCAGACAAAGACGAUGAGAGCGAAGACGAUGAGACAGAUCCAACCGGAGAGGAGACAGUCUACACGGAUGUUGAUCCGCAAGGCAUGUCUUCAGAAGAAAUUGCUCGCUUUUUCCAAAGCGACGAUGAAGAGAGCGAUUUCGAGGGGUUCGACGAAAGUGACCUCAAGUGCAGUAAAGUGACCCCGAUUUUGGAGCUGACCAGCACGCAGCCCACAGACCUACAGGGACUUCAGUGGAGCCUGGAAACUGUCAUGGGGGGAAUCAAAAGCCUACAGAUAAAUCAGGAGGCCAGUGUUCAGUCAUUGCAGAGAACAUACAAGAAACAUGGGGCAGUCAUGAUAGAACAAUUGCAUGGCAAUUUAAAUACUAAUAUAGAUAAGUAUUGUAAAAUUUCUGUGGGUUUUAUAUCGGGAAAAAAAUUAAAAGAAAAAAUGUGUUGGAGUGUUCUUUCUAUCUUGAAUGAAUUUGAUAAUAUUACUGUAAAGGAACUAAACGAGAUAAAAGAGGAAGUUAUAAGCAUAAAAGGGUCAGUUACAAGUUCUAUUUAUAAAUGCACCAGUCUUCACAAUGACUUGUCACAAUUCCAUGAAAUUGUUAAGAAAAUUGGAGAUAAUAAGGAGCUCUGCCUUAUAGCCAGCAUAAAAUGUAAGCAUAUAAUACAGCAGGCACUGACUCUGCUGGGAAAGUCAGGCAAGGCGUUUAAUGUCCAGAGUAAUACUAAGCACAAUGUGAGAAUACCAAGUGAUUCACAUGAAUGUUUUAUCACAGGCAUAUGUGUUCUGACUGAUGGGCAGGUGCUGGUUGCAGACAGGGAGAAUAAGAGGUUCAAGCUGCUGAACCAGCAGUACCAGGUGGUGAGUCACUGUGAUGUGACUGUAUAUGUAAGGGACAUGUGUCAGAUCACACCCAGUGAGGUUGCAGUGGCUGUGAAUGAUGAUUAUAGCAACACACAUAAUGUCCAGUUUAUCACAGUCACCCAGAGUCAGCUCACUCUUGGUAGGAAGCUGGAGUUACAACAUACAUGUAUAGGUAUUGACCACCACGAGGGUGAACUGUAUAUCUGCUCUGGUACUGCUCUGUUCAAGUACACACUGAGUGGCAAACAGCUCUGCAGACUCUAUGAAGAUGCUUAUGACACAGUAGAGAAGUGUGCUGUGAGUCCCACAGGAGACAGGCUGUACAUCACCAGCCCUGACCAGAACAAGCUUCUCACCCUGGCCAGGGAUGGCACACUCCUGGCUACAUACACAGACCCAGCACUAGUGUGGCCAGAAGGUCUACAUGUGACCCCUGCAGGCCAGGUGCUGGUCUGUGGAUGGAGGUCCCACACUGUACUACAGGUGGGCUGGGAGGGGCAGAGUAAGCUGGCUACGCUGGCUACUGAGAAGGAUAGAGUGUUGUACCCAAGGUCAGUCUGCUACAGCAGCACCACAUCAUCCAUCAUUGUGGGACAGCAGUGGGAAGACAACAUCCUGGUGUUCAGAGUGGAAUAGUGUGUACAUUUGCUGCUGACAGUCGGGACAACGAUGCUGAGGAUGUGGGGGACAAGCAUGACGCAGAAGGAGAGCACCAGCAUUAAUAUCGAGUUGGCCAAGCAACAGCACCAGUCUGGCCUGCAGGAGCCCCAAUACAGAACCAUCCUUUCCCUCCCCUGAUCCCUAGCUCCUCCCACUGGACCUCCGGCCUCAAAGGGUCAGCAUCGUUACACAAGUCUGUGCAAUAAAUCCUCAGCACGUCAAGUUUUCACGCGCUGUUAUGAACAACCGAAAUAUCUGUGUCGAGAUUUCCCCAAGCAAGCCCGAGUAGUUUUGUUUAGCUCUAGUGCCAGAGAUGGAUGAGUGUUACAGAAGCGAGACGUUAUAGCAGUACUUAUGGUAAUGCUAACAGUUAACGCAAACAGUUAGUUCCUGCUGUGGACAUCACAAAGAAUCUCACGAAGAAUUAAACGUUGAAUAAUUUGUUUAAUUCUUUAUAAGACAGCUAUAUAUUCAGCAAGGAACGAGAGAAAAAAAGGAACAAUUGAAAUGAUUCAUUCAGAAGUAUAUCUGCUGUAGAUAGUUAGGACAGUAGUAGCGUUACAGACUGUCCUCAGCGCACAAUAUAUUCAUGUGGUGCACCACAGACGCAAAUUCCCCCCAUUAUUGAAAACAAGUUGCUAAAAGUAAACACGUCCGGUUUUGCACUCCGAGCCCAAAGGGCAUUGCAUUGAAUUGAGACUAAAGAAGGCUAAAAAACAUGACACCAGUUUUGUUGUAUGCUCCAGUACACCCUUCGACUCUCAGCCCGAAGUUAAUCAGAACUCAAACUCGGCCCUUAACAAUAUCCGCGAGGCCAGCAUAUCAGCUCAGCUUCUGAGCUUCAGCACCUGCUAAGCAUAGAAGACAAAGGAGUAGUGAAAGGCUCAGCCAAAUCAAAGUCCAGCGAUGUGAGGGUGAGACAGCCUUACCAUGUCCUCGUAUUGCAACAUGAAGGACAUUUUAGCUGAAACUAACAAGGGAGAGAACUGUAGAUCUGCACCAGCACAGAGCACCAGCAUUGAUAUCAAGUUGACCCAGCAACCGCACAAGUCCCGCCUGCAAGAGACCCAGUCCAGAACCACCUUUCCCCGCCCCUGACUUCUAACUCCUCCCCCUUGACCUCCUAACUCAAAAAGUCAGCAGCGUUGAACAACUCCGUUCUGCAGGAAAUUCUGAGCAUAAUUCUGUUCUGAACAAACGCAAUGCCCACGUCAAGUUGUCCACACAUAAGCCUGGGUAGUUUUGUUAAGCUAGAGUUCCGCGUGGGCCUGAAAGGGACGAGUGUUACAGACACGAAAAGUUAAAGAAAAAAAUAGCAGUAGUUAUGGUUAUGCUAACAGUCGGUUGUUGCUGUUGGACAUCACAACAAAUAUCAUGAAGAAUAAAAAGUUCAAUAACUUGUUCCAAUCUUUAUGGGACAAACAGAAAUUGAACAGGAGAAAAUCAAGGAACAAUAAAAGCAUAAGCUUUCCUAUGGGAUACUUCGACUGCUGUUGAUAGUUUGGACAACAGUAGGGUUACGGACUGCCCCAGAUUGUCCUCUCAGCGGCCAAAAUAUCAUAAUAGAACGGACUUUUGGCAAUGUUACUAACAAAGAAAGGCAAUAAUGACUUGGUUGUGAAUACCCAGAGCACGAUACAUCCAUGCUGACAAAGAAAGGCGGUAAAUGACUUGGUUGUGAAUACGCAGAGCGCGAUACAUUCAUGCUGACACAUAAAGGCAGUAAUGACUUGGCUGUGAACACAGAACACAAUACACCCAUGCUGACACAGAAUGGCAUUAAUGACUUGGCUGUGAAAACAGAGCACAAUACAUUCAUGCUGAAACAGAAAGGCAGUCAUGACUAUGCUGUGAACACCCAGAGAACGAUAUAUUGAUGCUGACGCAGAAAAGCAGUAAUGAUUAUGCUGUGAACACCCAGAGCAAGAUAUAUCCAUGCUGACACAGAAAGGCAUUAAUGACUAUGCAGUGAACACCCAGAGCAAGAUAUAUCCAUGCUGACACAGAAAGGCAGUAAUGACUAUGCUGUGAACAACCAGACCACAAAACAUCCAUGCUGACACAGAAAGGCAGUAAUGACUCGGUUGUGAACACCCAGAGCAAGAUAUAUCCAUGCUGACACAGAAAGGCAGUAAUGAUUGGCUGUGAACACAGAACACGAUACACCCAUGCUGACACAGAAAGGCAGUGAUGACUUGGCUGUGAACACAGAACACGAUACACCCAUGCUGACACAGAAAGGCAGUAAUGACUUGGCUGUGAACACAGAACACAAUACAUCCAUGCUGACACAGAAAGGCAGUAAUGUCUUGGCUGUGAACACAGACCACAAUACAUCCAUGCUGACACAGAAAGGCAGUUAUGACUUGGUUGUGAACACAGAGCACAAUACAUCCUUGUUGACACAGAAAGGUAGUUAUGACUUGGUUGUGAACACAGAGCACAAUACAUCCUUGUUGACACAGAAAGGUAGUUAUGACUUUGCUGUGAACUCAGAGCACGAUACAUCCAUGCUGACACAGAAAAGCAGUUAUGACUUGGAUGUAAAUACCCAGAGCACAAUACAUCCAUGCUGAAACAGAAAGGCAGUAAAGACUUUGUUGUAAACACUAAGAGAUCCAUAUAUCCAUGGGGUGUGCCACAGACGCAAAUUACGCCCACUAUUGUGAACAAGGUGCUUAAAGUGAACAUGUUUGGUUUUGUUAUGAGCACUUAGCACUCCGAGCCCAAAAGGCCUCGCAUUGAAUUGAUGCAAGAAAGGGCUUUGAAAAAUAACAGCAGUUUUGUUGUGUGGUCCAGUACGCCCUUUGACUUGCAACCUGAAUAAAGCAGAACUCAAACUCGGCUCUUAGCAAUAUCAGCAAGAUCAGCAUGUCAUCUUAGCUUCUUGAGCACAGUGACCUUAACUAGCAAACAUGACAAACGUCAUUGAAUUGAAAGUUGGUGACAACCCCCUUCUUGCACAAACACUACAACUCGCUUAAGAAAUUCAGCAUGAAGACGUCUUGCGUCAGACUACCAUACCUCCUAUCAAUAUCUCCUCCCAUGUUGGCUACAUCAACACUUUCAACAGCAGAGCCUUGGUGAGUUUGACUUCCGUCUCAGCAUCGAUGUCGCUUAGCAACAAUUGGAUGAUGGGCGUCGACAAAUUAGGCCGGACAAGUCCCUCGAACUGAAAUGAUCUGAUCCAACAGGUAGAGCAGGCGUUGCGUGACACGUCCGUUAAUGUGACUGACCUCCAUAUGUUGUUCUCGAAUAAUGGGAACCUUAGGCCUGGAAAGCAGUAUGUUGUUGAUGCGAUUCAACAACAGUUGUUGUUGGCAAUUCUCGGGUUUGGGGUGGCGAUUUCGGCGUCAGGACUCGCUCCAUCUCUGUCUAUGGCCAAGUCGCAGCAACAACAGCAGCAGCAACAAGAACAAUAAGUAGUAUCUUAGCGGUGUUCUGGGAUAUGGGGUUUCAUGUAUGUGCUUAAAUUGUCAUCCCAGAUUAGCCUGUGCAGACUGCACCUACAUUAAGUCCUAUUAAAUUGUCAUCCCAUAUUAGCCUGUGCAGACUGCACAUACAUUAAGACCUAUUAAAGUGUCAUCUCAGAUUAGCCUGUGCAGACUGCACAUACAUUAAGACCUAUUAAAAUGUCAUCCCAGAUUAGCCUGUGCAGACUGCACAUACAUUAAGCCCUAUUUUCCCAGAAUGAGGCUCAUAUAGUUGACUUAACAUCAGUAUUUUUUCUGCCUGAUUGAGAAAAAGGUUCAAGCAUCAAAUAGUAAGUAUGUGUUUUUAAAAUUAAUCAACUUGGUAAAUAAAUAGCAAAUAGCAAUUGAUCUAAUAUCAGGUUUAAUCAUAGAAGUUCAAGGCAUAGUUUUGUCUACGUUUCGGCCGAAAUUCAGCCCUUGAACCAAGCCUUUAUCCUUGCAUACAAAAUCCGCUGUAAUAGACUUGUUAAAUUUUAUUUAAUUUUAGCAAAACAAUUAUUUAAAUGACUUCAGCACAUUAUACAAUUAUUCCCUUCAAUAUUUAUUUAAGUUCCUAUAUUUUGUUUUAAGAGCCGGUUCCUACAGGAUCCCAUGCAGUCAUAGAUCGGUACCCAGCUGAACAACAGGCUGUCUGGUAAGCUGGGCCCAGAUAGGCGCAGCCAGUCUUAUGCUGGGGCUCCAAACUUUCCUGCCAAGUGGGCUGAUUUUACCUCUUCUACAAGGGACAUAUGUCAGUGAUGCGCAAAGAGCUGGUUUUCUGUUCACAGAGAAAUAUCCUAACAACUCCAACUCAGCCACUACAUCUUAAUAGACAACCUGAAUAUCAAGGCGUAAAGUUUCUUCUGGAUGCAGUUACAGUCACAGCUUUCAAGCCAGCAGCUGUCGAUGUAUUGAGAUUCUCUCCUCUCCAUGUUACCUGACCUGCUGCCUGUGAACAUUCUGCACAUAGAACCUUUAUCCCAAUCGAUGUAAUUAAACCGGCCAAUCAAAAAGACAGCCUGUUACAGCACUUGUCAUUAGAUUGACGCCAUGCAUGCCUUUGAAGAUCAUUUAUACAUACAAUUUAAGCAUGAUAGUCAAUAAGUGCCUGCGUUGGCUUCUUAAGAGACUCGCAGUCCUGAGCAUUUACGAUGGAAUUCCUCAUCUUGAAAUAUUGGGAAGGCAGGAAAACACCUGACAAUAUUUAAUUUAUUUAUUGUAUAAACAAGACAUGCUUAUUUUUAGUUUUUACCUAUAAAAUGGCAAUAUGUGCUAGGUAAUUGAUCAGAACGGUUCAUAAUUGUGAUGUUUCCAUUUUGAUAUGUCUGUCAUUCUGUCUGUGUACAUUUCUCAUCAGUUUGCUCUUUUGAGGCAGUAUUUUGUCAAGCAUUUCAUGUAGUGAUGUAAUAGUAAAAUAUCAAAUAAUAAUUUGAUUUAUUCAAACUAUAUUAACCUUCUGUUAAUUAUCAAUUUAGUUAUUGAAAACAGAUAAUUUGUUUAAUAUUAACAAUAGUUAAGCGCGUUAUAAAAAUUGUGUGAAUGUACAUGCAUAAUAUUGCGAUAAUUAAUGCACACAUUAAUGGAAAAACUAUUUAAAUAAAGUGGAAUUUAGAAGUGCAUCUUAAUUGUAAUGGUGUUUGUUUAAUUAUUAAAAAAAGGAUGCUUUCUUUGUUGAAAAGCAAUUCCUCCACAAGUAAUUUUGUUUCAAAGUGAGUAUUUUCAUGAAUAAUGAUCCUAGAUAUGGUUGUAGGUAGUUCUUGUUGUAUCAUAUACUGACAUGCUCAUCAUUUGUGUUGACAUUUGCAUUCUAGCAUUAAAAGUUCAUUAUGCUUUAAAUAUUUGUAUGUACACAUUUGCGACCAGCUUUUCUAAUGUAAUAAGUGAAUAACAUAACACAGAUUUAUGUGUCACUGUAUAUAAGUUUAUUUUGUCAUUUGUAAAUAGAUCAACUGCAAAGCUAAUGUUUCUGUUUGUACAUUAUUCAUGAAAUGUUGCCAUUUCAAACAGAUACAUUCACUGUUUGAAUUCAUUUGUACAAAAUUGUUUCAUAUUAAACAUCAUUAACAUAUCAGGCAAUAGAACAAAAGAAUUGCUUCGGAUAAUUGUGCAAAUUAACCUGUAUAGUUAAUUCAGACAUGCAGAAUAUCAGAUCAUUAACAUACUUUAAGCAUUAAAAACACCUUGUUUUAUGUCAAGCUUUUCAGUUAUUAUAAUUAGCAACUAUUAUCUGGACAUUUGGAAAACAGUGAAGAACGAUUCAAGGGACAGCAACUGUGAUAUACUAAAUAAAAGUCGUCUCCCUUGUUAGAGUAUAAUUGUACCUCUCAACGUAACAAGAACAUUGAAUCUUUUUUUUUUAUUAUUCCACACUUUAAACUUUAUAUUAUAUUCAUUCAAUAAUCAUUAAAGAAAUAUGGUUUGCAUAACUGUUUAUUUCUAUGCGUUAUACCAAAUUCACCAGUAUGGCAUCAAUUUAAGUUCAUCAUAUUUUAAUUGCCAAAAUUGGCCAUACAGUGCUUAAAGUUUGGUAUUCUGAAUAUUUAACCAGGUUUUCCGAAGGAAAAAACUGGUUAUUAGAUUGGCGAAUGCGGGCGGGCUGGCUGGCUGGCUGGCGGGUUGGCUGGCGGGCUGGCGGGCGGGCGGAACAAGCUUGUCCGGGCCAUAACUAUGUCGUUCAUUGUCAGAUUUUAAAAUCAUUUGGCACAUUUGUUCACCAUCAUUGGAUGGUGUGUUGCGCGAAAUAAUUACGUCGAUAUCUCAAAGGUCAAGGUCACACUUUGAGUUCAAAGGUCAAAAAUGGCCAUAAAUGAGCUUGUCCUGGCCAUAACUAUGUCAUUCAUUGUGAGAUUUUAAAAUCAUUUGGCACAUUUGUUCACCAUCAUGGGACGGUGUGUCGCACGAAAGAAUUACGUCAAUAUCUCCAAUGUCAAGGUUGCCACGACUAAAAAUAUAUUUUUUUUUAAAACAAACUUACAAAGGGGGUUUAUUUUGUUUGUUCAUUUCAAAAGUUCAGUUUGAGUUUUCUCCCUUUAUCAGAUUUUUUUUUCACAAUGAAAACCUGGUUUUGUGACAAUUUUGUCCCUAGUUUAAGUGCAUGUUCUUAUAAAAAAUCACAUUGUAUAUUUUAACACUGAAGCAAUAUGUGUUAAUAUAUUAAUUUUUAUUUAUUGACUUGUUGUUGCUUGUUAAGGUGUCUAAUUUUGAACUAUAGCUGUUAAUAGAUUGUGACUAUUUUCCAGUUUUUAAUGGUUGCUUUUAGGUUCUUGUUUACAAGUUUUGUAAAAGCUGUUUUCAUGUUGACCGCUCCAUAUUAAAUGUUGUUGACGCGCAUUCACUGCGGCCAGGUUCCGUAAAACUCCCAACAAAUCUGAUGUCUUAUGAUUGGAUUCCAUACACACAUGGUUGUUUAUACUCAGCUUGCUUUGCAUUAAACAUGUCUGCUUUGUUGUUGAACAAUUAUACACAGCUUUUUAUUGGACAAAAUUGUGUAAUAUUUCAAAUUUUUGCUUUCGAUUUUUUAUUUCCAACAAAAAUAUAUUUUGUUUAUUUGUAUGUAUACUUAGCUAUAAUAAAAUUGUUUCUAUAAUAUAUAAACAACCUAUUUAUAAGCAAUAAACUAUAUUGGUAAAAGUAGAUUUAAGGUUCAAAAUCAUGUCUUAAUUUGUUCGAUUAUCCCAAAUUAAAAUUUUGCAAAAGAUAAACUUGUUGAAUAAAGAAAACUUUAUGCAACGUACCACCAGGUCUUUUAACCAUUGAUUGUGUAUCACUAAUGAUCAGGACUUUAUCAGGGAUUAAUAAUUGCCUAUGCACGGUUAUAAUGUUUGUGUUUUUGAAUUGAAUCAUUUCUGUAGUUUGGUGCACAUUAAUUGUUGUUGUUUUUUUAAGACAUAGCACAUGUCAUAUUAUAUAGUAUCAUUGUAGUUUUGGUAUGUUUAGGGAUAUAAUCAUGUUAAUGUAUGUGAUUUGCUGAUCCAUCUCUUGUUGUUUCACUCCAUUUAAUGUAUAUAGCCAUGCAUAGAGCAGGAAUAUUGUUGUACUGUAAAAAAAUGUUGUUAUAGCAAAUAAAAAAUGUAUGUUAA
This is a messenger RNA of Dreissena polymorpha, 9967 nucleotides long. RefSeq lists its product as uncharacterized. The transcript is spliced from 12 exons. Gene Ontology annotation, molecular function: DNA binding; protein binding. Gene Ontology annotation, cellular component: nucleus. The record is from RefSeq and is a predicted model, not a curated record. Lineage: Eukaryota; Metazoa; Mollusca; Bivalvia; Myida; Dreissenidae. Bases 1 to 2412 code for a protein of 803 amino acids.